This is a messenger RNA of Temnothorax curvispinosus, 2027 nucleotides long. RefSeq lists its product as uncharacterized. Lineage: Eukaryota; Metazoa; Arthropoda; Insecta; Hymenoptera; Formicidae. Bases 640 to 1908 code for a protein of 422 amino acids. The transcript is spliced from 7 exons. The record is from RefSeq and is a predicted model, not a curated record. Gene Ontology annotation, molecular function: carboxypeptidase activity.
GCUCUUCACGCAAGAAUAAAAUAAACGAGACGACGAAAAGAGGCGGACUGUAAAAUAUAUCUUCGGGAUCCCACGCAAUUUGGCGACGACGGAGACAGCGGAAAACGGUCAGCUCUAUCGUCUUCACGAUCAAAACUUAGCCUGCGUGAAGACAGAAGUGGUCCAAGUGGACGUGUCGCGUCCUCGCACGAAAUCAUCGAAGAUUUAUCGCUAAUUUGAUAAUGUUAUCGAAUGUUUGUAAUGUUAUCAGGAUGUGAAUAUUGCAUUGGUCAAUUCAGUUAGCGGAAGUGGAUUAUUUUCGCGUAUAAUUCAUCGUAUAAUUAGAACUCUUUCGCGUAAAUAAUACACGGAAAUAUCUUGCACAUCAUAUUACAAGAUUUCAUUGAUUUAAUAACGUUGAUUUAAUAAGUGAUUUCAGUUUCGUGAAUCACACAUUCGUGAAAUGUUCGAUCGGUUUGCAUAAGAAAAAUCUAGGUCAUAAAUAUUUCCAAUAUCUUCUGAAAAGCUAGUAUGCGGUUGUAUAAGAAGAAGGAUUUAAUCUGACAGGCACGACACGAUUUAUCGUGUCUUUAGGAUGAUAUAGGAAGAGGCUGCCAAUAACACAUUUGAAAAGAUUUCUACGAGAAACACCCUGCGAGGAUGCAUCGGGUCCUCAGCUUUCAAAUGUCACGCAAUAUUGGCGAGUCCAGCGAAUACGUGACAAAGCGGUUGUGUUUCUCGUUUCUUUUCUCGGUCGGUUUCCUGUGUCUCCUCUGCGGCUUUCUGUUGGGCCGCUUCGCCGUUGAGAGAUCGUUGGAGGCUCAAGCACAAAAAACGCGCGGCGAAUUAGCCGGAAAUGGUCUUUGGAACACGGAGUAUCUUCAGCAACUGGCACUCCGGGAAUUGGAAAGAGCGCCGUUCGACUACGAUCGCACGACAAAUCGGCAAACGUUGGAUGAAGAUAUGCGACGCAUUAGUGGGCUCUUUUCCAACUUGUCAUUCGUUCACAAAGUGUCUAAACAUGCAUCAUGCAUUCGCGCAAGUGUCCACGGUUCGCGGGAACCAGAUAGAUAUGUUAUCUUAUCCGUUAAUGAAGACAGUAUCGCUGUAGCUCUGGAAUUGGCACAAGUCCUGGACAGAAUUUCUUCAGAGUACAAUUGGCGACCACGACGAAGUUUGGUCUUCUGCGUAUCCCUUGUGUCUUCGGACGUUUGCUCACAGACUCUGCAGCUGUCUACGUUCAUGUGGCGAAAGGUCCUGGCUUACGUCACAGUGCAUGGUCGUUUCACGCAAGCUAACAGUCACGUGGCUUUGUCCGGAUCGGACAUCAUGCGGUCCGUCGCUGUUGAAGCCAUCAAGACAAUCCCCGGCGAUAGUAACUGGACAUACCUCGAGCACGAAAUGUUCGGUCCCCGCCUUCCUCUAGAUAUUCCGCAAGUGAUAUUUUCGUUCAAUAAUAAUAAUCUUGCAUAUAGUCAUCAAAAUCAAAAUUCCCGACUGCACGACGUAACUCUGGCGCAGAUGGUUAGUCAAACUAUGUGGCGACUGUCCGAAAGUACAGUUAUUCAAUGGGAGCCAAGAUAUUUUAAUGAAACCCUUAACAGGAUAUUGGAGUCGAUCGACACCAGCAGGUUUCGGGACGCGAAGGAGAAAUUGAAGAGAACGUUGAAAGUAUUGCUCACAGGCGCGAAAGAGCUCAAUGCAGAAAUCGACGCGACAGAUAAUAACCAGAUGCUACGCAUAAGGAUAUGGAACGAUCUGCUCCUAGACCUGGACAAGGCGCUUUUAUGUCCUGACAAAACUGAUUCGCAUUCCAGAACCGAUCUAGCGACGUUUCGCGAAUCUAUCAGCGAGCCUACCAUAUUAGCCUACCUCGAACAAAUGGCAAAAUGUUACGAGGACGCUAUAAAAGUUCUGCAGGAAAGAUAGAAUAAAAAGGAGGAACUCCGAGAAAAGAGAGGACAUGAGAGACUUCAGAAAAUAUAUCGAUUACAGAUUGUUACAAAACACAUGCUUCUUGAUGUGACAAUAUAUUUUUUCGUUAUUUU